This is a messenger RNA of Oncorhynchus masou masou (cherry salmon), 4139 nucleotides long. RefSeq names its product kremen protein 1-like. Lineage: Eukaryota; Metazoa; Chordata; Actinopteri; Salmoniformes; Salmonidae. The coding region runs from base 261 to 1664 and encodes 467 amino acids. The record is from RefSeq and is a predicted model, not a curated record. Gene Ontology annotation, biological process: multicellular organism development. Gene Ontology annotation, cellular component: plasma membrane. The transcript is spliced from 11 exons.
GUGUGGUUAGACCUGCCUGCCUUGGAGUUCACUUCAGACUUCUAUCGCGGACUUGGAACGACACCUCCACACAAAACGAUUCGCCGCAUCAGUCCGCAUCAGGCAGCGUUCAGAGCAACAGUUCACCUGCGUCCGAAGUUCCCGAACACUUUCCAGUCUCAGCACUCCUCGCACAGAACACGACCAUAACCUACCCAAGACAAGUCCCACUCUCGUUCUCUCUCUCGCUCUCUCUCUUUCUCUCUCUCAAUACUUGAGCGAUGGAUUCAUUUUUGACAAUCACGGCUGCCCUUCUACUAGUUGGUUCUUUAUCUUCGACUGCUUCGAGACAAUUCGACACUGAAUGUUACACAGCCAAUGGAGAGGACUACAGAGGCUUCCAGAACCAGACAAGCCUACUGGGUGGUAAGCCCUGCCUCUUCUGGAACGAAACCUUCCAGCACCCCUACAACACCCUCAAGUACCCCAACGGAGAGGGUGGUCUUGGCAGCCACAACUACUGCAGGAACCCUGAUGGUGAUGUCCAGCCGUGGUGUUACAUCGCUGACCAUGAAGACGGAAUCUACUGGAGAUACUGCGACAUACCCACCUGUCAGAUGCCUGGUAACCUGGGCUGUUUUAAGGACAGUGGUGACCCUCCCACCCUGACAGGGAGCAGUCAGACCUCUAACAAACUCACCGUCCAGAACUGCAUCAGCUUCUGCCGUAAACAGAGAUACAUGCUUGCCGGGAUGGAGUCGGGUUAUGCCUGUUUCUGUGGCAACGACCUGGACCUGCGUCGCCAUGGCCAGGCGCCCAACAUGGAAUGCAACCACGUGUGUUUCGGUGACCACACCCAGCCUUGUGGGGGAGAUGGAUGGGUCAUCGUCUUCGACACUCGAGUGGGGGCCUGCGGGGGUAACUACUCUGCGCCCUCUGGGGUGGUUUACUCCCCUGACUUCCCUGAUAAGUACGGGGCCGGAAGGGUUUGCUACUGGACUGUCCAGGUCCCUGGAGCCUCUGUGAUCCUGUUUAACUUCACCUUCUUUGACAUCUCGGACCAGACAGACAUGGUUGAACUGCUGGACGGCUUCACCAACCAGGUGGUGGCGAGGUUUGACGGUCGUACCCCUCCCCGGGAGCUGGUCAACGUCACUGGAGACUAUGUUAUCCUCUACUUCUACUCAGACCGAACCAACCAGGCACAGGGCUUCGCUGUCACGUAUCAAGCUCUGAGAGGGUCCAGGCCUAUGGAUGAAGAAGAGGAGGAGGAGGAAGAGGACACCAGUACGGUGGAGCCUGAGCUGGGAGGAGCAACGGAGAAAACUAAUGGUCGCUCCUCACAAAUCCUCUACGUGAUAACAUCCAGUCCUGGUAAACCGGACCACAACAUGCCAGGUCAGUGGGUCGGACCCAACGGUACCAACGGAUACACCUCUAAGUGGACCAUCUACACUCUGGCUGCUCUCCUGACUCUGACAGUCAUUGUCAUGGUGACCAAACUACUGCUUCAUGUCACAGUCAAAUCUCCCAACAUCCCGACCAUCAGUGGUUCAGAGAGCUGCAGCGGUCAGAGUUCUGGGUCUGAGCCCUGGAUCAUCCUUUACCAGCCCUCCACCAUCUCUCUUUUCAAGAAAAAGCUAAAGAACCACCACGGAGACCUCAGCCCUCUGGUGGGCAACUAGGGAACUGCAGUCUGGUAUACUACCGCCAUCACUACUGAACCCUGUACCAGGGCCUACCAUACCAGAGCUAGCAACAGAGCUGGCCGCCCCAAACCAAUGAGACUCUAUGGGGCACUGAGCUACAAAGCUAACAUGCUAACUAAUGACUGAUUCACUGACUCACUGAGAGACUACUACCAAAAUGGCCCAGACAUGGCUGUCUGUGUCUGCUGUGUACAAGGCAGGAGAGGAGAGUAGAUGUACAAACAGCUCAAGGUGGACAUUUUACUGCAGGGCACUCAUAUUCUUGGGGUUCUACUUCCAUUGUCUCUCCAUGGACAUCUGAUAGAUUAUUGAAGCCCUCCUCUAAAGACAGGUGUUGGCUGGGGCCAAAUCAGAUUCCAGUUUCCACAGGACUCCUCCAGAAUGCAGGUCUUCCAUUGUAACUGUUUCCAAGUGGGGCACAAAAUGACAGACUACGCAUCUCUCCUCAUUUAAUAAUCUGCGAACGACAAAGGGAGCCAUGCAUAUUCCCUGUCAGUGACUGUGACUGGUGUCUCACAUAGAAAAAGGGGGUUGAAUCCUGAUCGUUAUCAAGGGACGAGGACAUCAACCCCGUCAUAUUACGCUACAUGUAACUCUAACUCAGUUAUGUAAGUACAAUUAAUACCACUAUGGACAAUCGGCAGUUAUUGAACCACCACAGCCAGCUAAGCCUGAAAGGGACCCCCCUUUCCUCUCGGACAGCAACGAGUUACCUGUAAUUAUGGUGUGUUAUGUAGGCCAGUGUUUGGUAUAGAGAGAGAGAAGAGAGGUGAUUUACCUGCUCUAUCUGGAGCGAGGAGAAUAGAUAGCAUGAGUAAGUCCUGAAGAAAGAACGCAUCUAAAAAAAGACAUGAAUACAGAGAGAGAAAAACAACACUUGCUCGCUUCCUCACUCACUCUCUCUAUGCCACACUGCCUCUGGAGGAAUCCACGUCAGAAGUCUCUCCAAUGACGGGGUGGGUGGAGGGGGAGAGGGAAGGAGGAAGGAAACAGAAGGAGAAGAAAGGCAGAAGAGGGUUGGGUGUAAUUUAACAACUGCCGUUUUAAGGUCCCGAACAGUCAUACGGAUUCCCAUGUAAAAUAGCCUUUUGAGUGAUUAAAUAUUAAUAUCACCCAUAAUAUUGGUGGGGGAUCGAAACGCUUGCGGAUGGCUAACUACGAGGAAGUUUGAAACGCCUAACGCCUAAACGCAACUUGAAUACAGUGAGCAGUGUUGCAGUAAAAUCAUCUCAAGAUAAUUUGGUGAAACACAAAACAACAUUGACGUUGCAUCAAUUAUGUAAAUGUUUUGCACAUCUCCCGUUUGGCAUGUCUCUUGUGAUGCGAUCCACAGCAGAACUGACGGAUGUGUUGACAUGACAACUACAUCAGAGUUUCGAGCGUUCCAUGCUGGCUGAAAACCUACCUAGCCAGUAACUAGCUGACACCACACACAGAUGACACAGAUGACAUAGUUAUAGUUAUCAUAACAUAGUUAUCUUUUCCAUAGAUGAAUAGGGUAGACUUUUAAUUAUAUUGUCUGACACCCUACAGUCCAAGUUUGGCACCAGUAGAGUAGCUAUCUAGCUAUAUAAACAACGCCCCUCCAAACACACUUUCUCCGAUGUUGGUUACAAGGUGGUACUUAUUUAAAUUAGGUAAGGGAACGCUAUGUUACCAUUGGUGUAUUAAAAUGACUGAGUUAGGGUGAUGUCAACCUAUUCCCUUAAUAACCUCACCUCCUUAAUCCAAGUGUUUGUCAUGGGGGGGGGGGGGGGGGUAACCUUGACCAGUGGCCAGUAACCUUAUGAUCAAACUUAAUCAUACUUAGAUCUGGUUUCAUCUACUUUUCAUCCAAUUUUAUGAAAAGCAUGAUUUUGACCUUUAAAAUAGUUUUUGAAAUGCUCAUAGGUUCUCUCUCUCUUGUCCACUCAGCUGUUGGUUCUGAUCUGGUUUGACUGGCUAUUGACUGGCUAUGUCCCAAAUAGCCGAAAGGGUUCUGGUCAGACGUAGUGUAUUAUAUAGGGAGUAGGGUGACAUUAGGAACACACACUGUGUUUAAGCCUUAAGUAUCUUCUACAAGCCUGCUACUGUUGGCUUCUCUCCCUCUCCUCUCCUCUCCUCUCCUCUCCUCUCCUCUCCUCUCCUCUCCUCUCCUCUCCUCUCCUCUCCUCUCCUCUCCUCUCCUCUCCUCUCCUCUCCUCUCCUCUCCUCUCCUCUCCUUUCCUUUCCUCUCCUCUCCUCUCCUCUCCUCUCCACCCCUCUCCACUCCACUCCCCCUUCUCCCCCUCCUCCCUGUGUUUCUGAGUCUAUUAGUUGGGAUCCUUGUCCACCCUAUAACAGACUACGUCACCCUAUAACAGAUUGUCACUCUAUACCAGACUAUGUCAUUGUAUAACAGACUAUGUCAAUGAGAAUUAUAGUAGAAUGGGUGAGACUUUGAAAAUAAACGUUUGCUUAAUUUUUUCCCCA